Messenger RNA from Linum tenue, 1750 nucleotides. Lineage: Eukaryota; Viridiplantae; Streptophyta; Magnoliopsida; Malpighiales; Linaceae. The record is from the annotation of a GenBank genome assembly.
AUUGAUAGCUGUAAUGUUAAUGAUCUAUUGUCCGUCUGCCUGCAGGUGGGAUACUCUUCUCCAGUUGAGUACCAAAUCAUUGAAGAACUGGGUCUCUCAGUUCAAGAGUACUCGUUUUUUGGGUCAAUGAUGAUUGUGGGAGGGCUGGUGGGUUCUAUAGUAGGUGGAAAGAUUACAGAACUCAUUGGAAGGAAACGUAUGAUGUUGGGUCUGGGUGGACUGUUCAUAGUUGGAUGGCUGACUAUUGCAACUGCAGAGGGUGCUUUGCAACUUGACUUUGGAAGGCUGUUGCUUGGGAUUGGAUCUUCCAUCACUCUUUAUCUGGCACCUGUUUAUGUGGCAGAGAUCACACCCAAGAACCUACGGGGAGCAGCUGUGUCAGUCACCCAGUUGACAAUGGUUUGCAGCAUUUCAUUCACAUUCCUUGUGGGUUCAUUCAUCAACUGGCGUGCCUUGGCUCUAAUAGGAACAAUUCCAGGCCUAGUGCAGCUGGUUCUUACAUUCUUCAUUCCUGAGUCUCCAAGGUGGCUGGCUAAAACUGGCAGGGAAAAGGAGUUUGAAGCUGCUCUGCUGCAGCUUAGAGGAGGAAAUGCUGAUAUUUCUUGGGAAGUUGAUGAAAUCAAGGAGUACACCAAAAUCAUCCAUAGUAUAUCCAAGGACAGCAGCAUCUUUGAUCUGUUCCAGAAACAGUAUGCAAUUCCUUUAAUAGUUGGAAAUGGGUUAAUGGUGCUGCAGCAAUUCUCAGGAUUGAACUCAUACACAUUGUAUACUGGCGCUAUCUUUGUUUCUGCAGGAAUCCCAAAUACUGCUGGGUUCUUGACAGUGGCAUCUUUCCAGCUUGUGGGAACAGUGUUGACUGCUGCAUUGAUGGAUAGGUAUGGGAGAAGACCCCUUUUACAGGCUGCAGUUAUUGGAACAUGCUUUGGGAGCCUGCUUACUGCACUGUCAUUCAUCCUACAGGGCUUUGAGGGAUGGAGUAAAGUGACUCCAACUCUGGCGCUCCUUAGUGUACUGAUAUAUUCAGGGUCUAUGUCGGUUGGGAAUGGAAUCCCAUGGAUAAUAGUGGCAGAGGUAGUAACUUGAUGCAUUUCCAAAGCCAUGGAUUUUUUUUUCUUCUCUCUGUCCAGGAAAACCUGAUGAACUUACAUUGUUUGAAUGAUCAGAUAUUUCCUCUGAACAUCAAAGGGUCAGCAGGGACAAUGUGCUGUCUAUCCUACAAUGUAUCUUCACUCAUGGUCUCAUUCUCUUUCCAGUCUCUGCUCCAAUGGAGCCCUCCAGGUACUUUCUUGCUAUAUGCAAGUGCAAGUGUCGUGGCAAUAGGGUUUGUUGCCAAGUUGGUUCCUGAGACUAGAGGGAGAACCCUUGAAGAAAUCCAAUCCUCUUUUACCCAGAAGUGAAUAAAAACCAACACCCAAACUACCUGUGGAAAGAAAAGAACAAGAAAAGAAAAACAACAAACACUAUAUAGCAGCUUUCACUAAAGGUGGCAAAUUACAUGGGAUCCUUGUAUAAUACAAACGAUGUAAAAGCGUAUUGCUUACUUAUCACAGUGUACCAGAGUUACCUGAAUUUACUAGUCGUUUGUUUUCAGAGAUAGAAGAGAAGAGUACACCAGAUGUUCCCGAAGGGAAGAGUAUACGCCAGCGGUUAAUUUUACGACAUUUAAUUCGAUGCCGCAUGAUAAAAGACGGUGUCGUUUAGUGACAAACAACAUCGCAGAGAGGUUUAACGAAACCGCGGAGCUCAAGGA